Molecule: messenger RNA, 992 nt
Organism: Paramecium pentaurelia
Lineage: Eukaryota; Ciliophora; Oligohymenophorea; Peniculida; Parameciidae
Source: the annotation of a GenBank genome assembly
AUGUAAAAUGAUGCAAUCGAUUAUUUGACAAUCUUCACAGCAUUAACAAUAUUCAAAGCUUUUUGUUCAGGUGUACAUCGUUAUAAAGUUAAUCAGAUGCCAACUUCACAUUAUGAAACCGUAAAUAUGUGAUUAUGAUAUUAUGAUAGGAAUCAACUUUGGCUACUCUAAUGAAAAUACAAAUGUAAUUCAAUUUUCUACUUCUUCAUUGCACAUUGUUCUUUAAACACAUAGAUAAUAUUUAAGAAAUAGGUAAAUUCAACCUAUUCUUAUUGAUAUCGAUAUGUCUUUAUGCUCUGACAUUAAUGUUGACUGAUUAUAGAUGGUUAUUGAAAAUAUAUAGAUAUGAGAAUCAUAUCCUCAGAGAAGAUUACCCUAUAGUAGAGUUCUUAGGAAUUUAAGUUUUUAUGAUGUUUGGAUGUGCUUUACUAAUAACUAUUUAAUGGUUCACAAUUCCAAUUCUAUCGGAUCUUAUGUAUCAACUAUUAUGCAUUUACAAAAUACCAUAAAUCAUUAAAUGUCAUCAACACAAUUAAAUGCCUAAUAUCACUUAUUUCUGCUUUCUAGAGGAUUAUUGUAUAUUGAUUUUUUUCUCUUAUUAUCGAGGUUGCCCAAUCAAUAUCUUUAAACUUCAAGAUAACUUGGGAAUUUGUAUAAGUGUUGCUAUUUUCAUUUGCAUUCAAUAAUGCAUCAUACUUUAUUAGUUUCAUGUGAAACCAUAACUAUAUUAGACUAAAUCUUAAGUUGAAGAAUUCACUAAUGAAAUAAGGGAACAAAAUAUUUAUUCAAAUUUUGAUGAUUAGGGUAUUAAUAAUAACCUUGAAUGUGCUAUUUGUCUUUAAGGUAUAGAAAUAACUAAUCCCUUAUAAAUUUAACUAAAUCCUUAGGAUCCAAUUGUAUUGACUCUUUGUUCCCACAAAUUUCAUGAGAGUUGUCUAAUUGUUUGGCUCAAAGUCAAAAAACAAUGUCCUGUUUGCAGACAUUAAUUUUGA